Molecule: messenger RNA, 2017 nt
Organism: Drosophila sechellia
Lineage: Eukaryota; Metazoa; Arthropoda; Insecta; Diptera; Drosophilidae
Product: monocyte to macrophage differentiation factor
Exons: 5
Coding region: 161-1234 (357 amino acids)
Cellular component (GO): membrane
Molecular function (GO): pore-forming activity
Source: RefSeq, a predicted model, not a curated record
GACUUGGUUCGCCGUUACAACGGCGAGCUAUCGAUGUUACAUCGCCGCCCUGCCAUCACUAGCAAGUCCGCGGAAAGUAAAUAAGAAAACGGACGCCAAAUCGAAUCUUCCCUCUUCCCCGGAUGCAGUGCAGCAAGCUCUCGGUCCCUGAAAAUCCUGCAUGGGCCUGGGAUUCCGAAUCUGCUUCCGCCCCGGAUCCGUACCUCACCGUGGCAUCCGCAUCCGCCACCGCUUCCGCCCACGCACAGCAUCCGCAUCCACAUCCGCGGCACCAAAGAAACGUCUAUCCACGAUGAGCACCAGCGAAGGAAGCGGCCACGGAAGUGGAAUUCGUACUCUGAAUCGCAAUGGCAAUGUAAACGGCAAUGGAGACCUCAGUCUGAUGCAGGAUCUGCAGCACAAGUACGCCUUCCUCGAGAAUCUCUUCAGCAAGUUCUGGAAGUCCAUCAUAAAGUCGAAUUCCAAUCUCAAGCUGCAGCUGCGCAAUGUCAAGUGGAAGAAUGCCAAGGCGAAGCCCGGUUGUGCCUACCAGCCAACGGAGAUCGAGCAGGUGGCCAAUGUGAUUACUCAUGGCAUUUGGAUACUGCCAGCCGUGUUUGCGGCCAUCAAGCUGUUCGAACGCUCCUCUAGCGCCAGCCAAUAUCUGGUUGCCUGGGUCUACGGCGGAGCCCUGUGCAUGCUCUUCACGGUGUCCACCUUCUUCCACUGCUCCUGCUACUGUGCCGAGCACAAACCACCGAAGAAUGUCAAAGCCUGGCCUUGUCUCGGCUGGCAGACGUACCAGGGUCUGAAGAACGUGCUCCAUCGCUGCGACAGGGCGAUGAUCUAUGUGUUCAUCGCCGGUUCGUACUUCCCCUGGCUCACGCUGGAGAACACCGACCACUCGGCUAUACUCUUCUGCAUGGAAUGGGUCAUCUGGCUGAUGGCGGGCAUAGGAAUUGCCUACCAGCAGGUCUUCCACGAACGCUACAAGUGUCUGGAGACGUUCUUCUAUCUGGUGAUGGGCCUUGGACCCGCUCUAGUUGUGGUGUUCACUGGACACCACUUCCACGGGAUGAUGCAGCUCAAGUUCGGCGGCGGCUUCUACAUCCUGGGCAUUGUGUUCUUCAAGGCGGACGGCACGAUACCCAUGGCCCAUGCCAUUUGGCAUCUGUUUGUGGUGCUGGCCGCCGGAUGCCACUAUUACGCCAUCCUGGUGAAUCUAUAUCCCAGCGAGGUGGCCACAGCACCGUGAGCAAACGAAUGCGACAAAGCAGUUGUGGUAACACGCAGCGAAUUUAAAACUUAGAGUACUUAACGACAGGGAUUCGAUGUUGUCAGCCAUGUGUAACGUAUUCCUAUGAUAUACUCGAUGUACCCGAGUCUCUGCUCCACAAUUAGCCAAAUUUUAAUCGAGCAAGGACGCCUAGUUGUAGCCUAGUUGUAGCAUUACGAAUUAACUAAAUCGAAACGAUUCUUGUGAUCAGUAUCUGCGGUCUUGCCAAAGAUUCAAAUUGUGCGAGUGCUCAUGUCUCUCUCUUUCUCCCCCUCAAUUUAACUUGAUAUUAUUAGCGAUAUUCAUAUAGUUAGUAUCCAUAACGACCCGUUUUGGCCAUGUGUUUCUGAAAAGACUUUGAACUGUACUCAAAAGGCGAAGGACACGAAUAUUAAACUUGUACAAACGACCUGAACCUUUUGAACACUAGAAGCCCGCCUAUCCCGCAUUGCAUUAUACAUGUUUAUACAGAUUAUACAGUUAUACUAUAUACGAUAUACCCAUAUACACAUCUAGAUAGAAUUAAGAAAUCGUCCGAUCCGCGAGUCCAGCCCCUUUGGCCAGUUUCAUCGCCGAGCUCAGGGACAAAUCGAUGUGUUCGCAGAUACUGAAGAAGGUGACUAUUUACAAAUACGCUUGAUAUCUUGAUAUUUUGGGGCCUGGCUCGCGAUCGACGGAUAUAGCUUUCGUGUACUACUCGUAUUUAUGGUGCAGAUCGAUUAGUUUUAAUGCCGCUAAUAAAUUGUAUAUUUCCAAAUGAAA